UAUAACUAUAAGCCUGCGUUACAUAAACCAGGCGGAAAUUUGAGAUUUUCAAUUUUCAAUUUCUGAGCUGUGACAAUUUUGUUCGAUUUUCUGUGAUUUCAAGCUCAUGGCCCUCACAAAUGAUGGAUUUCAAGUUCAUUACAGGGGAGUUCGGAAGAGGCCCUGGGGUCGAUUUGCCGCAGAGAUCAGAGAUCCUGGCAGGAAACAGAGAGUUUGGCUCGGAACUUUCGGUACUGCUGAGGAAGCGGCUAGGGCUUACGAUGCCGCCGCCAUUUUUUUCAAAGCUGCAAAGGCUAAGACAAAUUUCGCCUACACUUCGUCCCCGGGAACUGAGAGCGGCGGCCAAAGUAGUGCCCUUGAGCUGGCCGCUUGCUCUGCACUGAAGCGUAUUGUAAACCCUAGCGCUUCCUUUUCUGCUCAAAAAACUUCCGGUGAACAAAUUUUGUUGUUUGAUCGCGAGAAAGCGGAUCUCGAUUUUUCAGGCAGUAGGCAGAAAUCCUGCAAGAAGAAGCGAAUGGAAGUCGAGAGGCGAAACGGCGAGAAUUUAGAAGUUGAAGUAAAGGGAGAGACAGAGGCAGAGGCAGAGGGAAAGACAGAGCUCGCUUCUGCGAGAAGAUUUCCGCUUUUCGAUCUCAACCUACCUCCACCUCGUGAUGAUGACUCGCAAUUAUAGUAGAUCUGGCUAUAAAUGAUCUUUUCUUUUUCUGUAACAAAUUCGAUUGUUUCGUAUGAUUGGCUUCUUAUGUAAAAUCUCAAAACUCUAAUGGUUUUCAUAAUGAAGGAAUGAAUGUGGGCCCUCGGUGAAAUAGACCAGUAGGGACUCCUAUUUUGGCGCUAUUGAGUGAUACAGAAAAGCAAGCACACAGAUUUCUCUCCUUUGCAGUAUCUGAUACGCUGUAGUCCAGUCUUGGAAUUAAAUCUCAGCACGCAAAAACGUUUCUGUUGUAGCUUCUGGUUUUGUGUCUCCUUAAGUAUUGUUUAAAUAUUGACAGAUAACUAGAAGAUUAAUUUUAUUACCAAUCAAAAGGCAAAACAGUCCAACUGUAGUGGUUAAGCAAUCAGAUUGCAUUAGCUAAUACGCCAGACGAACAAAAUGUAACCAUCAUCAUCACAAUCGGUUGGUUUGGUGAGUUGAAAAAAUAAGUGUUCUUGUUCAGCA
Molecule: messenger RNA, 1159 nt
Organism: Cryptomeria japonica (Japanese cedar)
Lineage: Eukaryota; Viridiplantae; Streptophyta; Pinopsida; Cupressales; Cupressaceae
Product: ethylene-responsive transcription factor 9-like
Exons: 1
Coding region: 107-673 (188 amino acids)
Biological process (GO): regulation of DNA-templated transcription
Molecular function (GO): DNA binding; DNA-binding transcription factor activity
Source: RefSeq, a predicted model, not a curated record